This is a messenger RNA of Cucurbitaria berberidis CBS 394.84, 1357 nucleotides long. Its product is annotated as uricase. The record is from RefSeq and is a predicted model, not a curated record. Lineage: Eukaryota; Fungi; Ascomycota; Dothideomycetes; Pleosporales; Cucurbitariaceae. The transcript is spliced from 3 exons. Gene Ontology annotation, biological process: urate catabolic process; purine nucleobase catabolic process. Gene Ontology annotation, molecular function: urate oxidase activity. Gene Ontology annotation, cellular component: peroxisome. The coding region runs from base 45 to 947 and encodes 300 amino acids.
CAAGCUAAACAGCAUCAACUCUCACGUCGACAGUUUCAAUCGCCAUGUCACAACUCAGCUACGCCCGCUAUGGCAAGGACAAUGUCCGCCUGUACAAGGUUGAUAAGGACCCCAAGACCGGAAUCCACACUAUUGUCGAGCAGACUGUUCGUAUCCUGCUCGAGGGAGAUAUUGAGACGUCCUAUACCAAAGCAGACAACUCAGUCGUGGUUGCGACCGACACCCAGAAGCAGACCACCUACAUCCUCGCAAAGCAGCACCCAAUCGACCCACCCGAGCAGUUCGCCGCCAUCAUUGGCAAUCACUUCAUCUCGACCUACCCGCAUAUCCACGCCGCACACGUCAAGAUCAUCCAGCACCGAUGGACUCGCAUGAACAUUGACGGCAAGCCUCACCCACACUCCUUCUACCGCGACGGUGAGGAGAUCCGCGUUAUCGAGUCCGUCACACGGGAAGGCGAGGGUGUCUCUAUCCGCUCCAAGAUCGAGAAGCUGCUGGUCCUCAAGAGCACUGGGUCUGCUUUCCACGGCUUCCACCGUGACGAGUAUACCAAGUUGCCAGAGACGUGGGACCGCAUUCUCAGCACGGAGAUUGAGGCUGGCUGGCAGUGGAAGCUGUUCAAGAGUAUGUCUGAGGUCAAGGCUGUUGACUUUAAUGGCGCAUGGAAGGCCGCAAGGGACAUCACCAUGAAGAUCUUCGCCGAAGACGACAGCGCCAGCGUCCAGGCCACCAUGUUUAAGAUGGGCGACAAGAUUCUCGCAACGGUUCCUCUGGUUGAGGCCGUUGACUAUGCUUUGCCCAACAAGCACUACUUCGAAAUCGAUCUCUCAUGGCACAAGGGCAUCGAGAACCUAGGCAAGGAUGCCACCGUUCUCGCUCCUCAGUCCGACCCGAACGGUCUUAUCCAGUGCACCAUCACGCGCCAGGGCACCAAGUCCAAGCUAUAAAUCAGCUCAACAUAACGAUUUGAUGACUUGACUUCUUGCAUAUCAUAUAUGGCGUUCGGCAUGGCUAGGGUCGAUUGUACAGUGAGAGUAGCACAUUAUACCAUUUGAAUAGGGACUGGGCGUGGGAUUUGGGGACGAGUGAGAGUAGAAACCUUCUACGAGUAGAACAAAUUGAACUGUCACUCGUGAUAAAGCUAUAGCUGUGCCUCUUGAGUUACCAAUCUUGAAAUAAUAAUACAUAACUAGACCGAGCUACGUCUGAAGACCUGAUGACAAGUGCAGGCGCGGAUGGCAUAUGACGUCUCAGGGAACAUAGAUCAUUCAAGAGUACUGUCUUGAAUCUGUGUUCACUAUUGUAUCGUCCUCAGAUGAAAUAGGACACUUAUUCAACUCAGCUUAUCACAUUAAAA